AUGUCACAGACUUGUCGCCUGUUAUAUACCAUACUCAAUCCUCAGCUUUACUCGAGAUUUGCGAAUAGUUGCGAUCCCAAUAUUCUGCGCCUUGUUAAGACCGGCAAUUCAGAUGCCCUACGCAUGCUGCUGUCUGCUGGUUACAAACUUUUCGAUUUCAUGGACACACCACAACUUUGGUGGAGAGAAGGUGACACCUUCGUGGACAACAAAACAUGCUCGAGUCCUAUGAUAAUCGCAGCAACACAGGGUCAUCUGGGGAUUCUUCAGAUGUUAAUUGACAAUCUGCCUUCAAUCAUCACAAAGUCUGCUUUUCGAUCCUGGCAUCUUCUAUGCCGUGCAGCCAUGUGCGGUCAUUUGGAUAUAGUGAAGUUCCUAAUAGCUCAAGGUGUCCCAGUGAACUAUAUUGACAAGGUGGGGACCACUCUGAUGCAAUCGGCAACUAGGGGAGGACAUUUGCCGGUGUUUCAAUACAUAAUCGAAGAGACUACGUGCAAAGAUCAAUUACAUGCUGUGGCAGCUGAUCUGCUUUAUCGUGCUACAAAUGCAGGUCAUUUGGAGAUUGUUAAAUACCUGGUAAAAUGCGGUGCUGACUUUACCUAUCCAAGCUGCAAACAUAGCCCUACCUCGGCUUUUGACUCUGCCAUUACAUGGGGCUAUGAAGACAUAAUAUCAUUCUUCCUCGACAAUGUCCCUCCCAAACUUCUGGAUAAUAUGAUCAUCAGCGGCUGGAAUUCAAUGUUGCGACCUUGUUACCGCGAUAACCCCAACCCCUUUCGGCGAUCUCCAUGGGAAAAACCACGCCUUGCUCAGGCAAUAUUGGACCGAGUCGAUCUGGAAACAAAACUCGCGGCUAUUACUCCACUUGAGCAAGCCUAUUUACUUGCUGUAGCAGCAGAGACAGGAAACAUGCCUCUUACUCAACGACUCCUUGAUAGCAGUCGUGGGCCUGUCUUACCCCGGAUUAGUUACACACCUGUGUGCUGUUCAGUCAAUAACGGGCAUGCCGAAAUCACAGAAGCUUUCCUUCGUUUCCCGAAUUAUCCUGUCUCCCAAAUUGAUGUUUUCACCGCGGCGAAAAAGGGGGAAACAGCCGUUGUGCUCAGGCUUCUCCACAAAGUUGAAAACAAGGAUUUCAAGAGAUUUGCCGCAGUUGCAUUGAAUACAGCUUGCCACUCAGACCAAUUCAUAGCCGUGAUGGAAAACACUCUUGGUGCUCUCAGCAAGUAUGACGUGGAGACUUUGAUAUCGUUGGCGACAAGUUCGGCUGAUCUCCAAGCUUCUCGUGCAGGCCGCUUGGAGGUUACGAAAUUUUUACUUGAAAAGGGAGGCAUACAACCUUUUGACGAGAUAAACAAACAACUUGAUUAUCUGGGUCGACAUUCUGCUAAGCCGAUUUCGUUCCUAGAGCAUGCAGCGGCCGUUUGCCCAGUGGAUCAAUUUCGAGCAGCACUUGCGCAAUGGAAUUUUGAGCUUGACCCAUACAACGAUUACUGCAAAGCUGCACUUGCUGCUUCUGCUCUUCACAAGAAUGCAGAAACACUUCAGGUAUUUAUUGAGAGAGGAUUCGAUGUUAAUUCGACACAUCUACACGGUCAGACCAUCUCGCCGUUGCUACAUCUAGUCGUGGAAACAUUGGAUGAGAAUGGCCGGGUCGUUGACAGGAACGAUGAACGCGCGCAAGUACAAAUUGAUCGAAUCGACGGGCAUACGUGGCUGGGUCACAUAAAUCCACACUCAUCAAUACAAUUGCUCAUCGAGCAUGGUGCUAGAAUCAACCAAGCGGACUCGGAUGGCCGAACUGCUCUGUUCUUAGCCACAGAAAGAAUGACACUAGCUUUAGCAGAGGAGCUGCUGAGACUAGGAGCCAAUCCUCUAAUCAAGGGGUUAGGAAGGGGCAGCGCUCUCCAGCUGGCCAUUUCCCAGGCCCAGAUAAAAUAUGUGAAAGCCUUCUUGAAGGCCAUGCAGGCUCGCUCUUUCACCUGUGAUAACUUUCUCGCCCUCGUCCCUGAGACUCUGCCAAUUGGGAUGCUGCCAAAUAGGGCUUCUGGCGAGCGAUUUUCUGUCCCUGCAGGACAUCCAUUGUCGCAACAUCGAAUGCUUGCUCGAGAUGGACACAUGGGACCUACCAAAACAUUUCCAUCACCUUGGGGAGAUGGGGAUAGGCGAGGAAGUACAAGUUCAGAGUACCCCCCCAAGCACAGAUGA
This is a messenger RNA of Penicillium coprophilum, 2208 nucleotides long. RefSeq names its product ankyrin repeat domain-containing protein. NCBI's taxonomy places the organism in Eukaryota, Fungi, Ascomycota, Eurotiomycetes, Eurotiales, Aspergillaceae. Bases 1 to 2208 code for a protein of 735 amino acids. The transcript has a single exon. Gene Ontology annotation, molecular function: protein binding. The record is from RefSeq and is a predicted model, not a curated record.